Molecule: messenger RNA, 3996 nt
Organism: Akanthomyces muscarius
Lineage: Eukaryota; Fungi; Ascomycota; Sordariomycetes; Hypocreales; Cordycipitaceae
Exons: 5
Coding region: 1-3996 (1331 amino acids)
Biological process (GO): cellular response to starvation; protein targeting to vacuole; endosomal vesicle fusion
Cellular component (GO): late endosome; HOPS complex
Molecular function (GO): protein binding
Source: RefSeq, a predicted model, not a curated record
AUGACAGACCAAGCUAAAGAGCUUGGUAGCGACGCCAAGCCGGACCAUGUCGCAACUCCUCAACAAGCCGAUCACGACCCGGAUCUGACGCCAGGUGCGAAAGACAAUGGUGCUCCGGCAGCCUCAGAUACUCCGCGAAGCAAACAAUACGAUGCUGGCGACAGUAACGCUGAGACUGGGGUAACCGGAAAGCCCAGCAACGACCCAGCCACCGAAGAUAACGCCGUGCGAGAAGAGUCUGGCGAGCAGCAGCGAGACGCCACCGCGGAGGAAAACGAAGAAGAGGACAACGGUGAAGAGGACGACGAAGGCGAAGACGAAGACGAAGACGUGGAUGAUGGGGACGAGGAUGACGAAGAAGAAGACGAAGACGAAGAGCCGUCGCUCAAAAUCUCGAGGCUUACACCACACUUGAACUCUGUGUACCGCAACGGUGACGCAACCAGUGCAUUUCUUGUCGCAGGCGAUAAGAUGAUUAUCGGUACACAUAAUGGCAAUAUUCACGUUCUUCAACUUCCCAAUUUUCAACCGCUUCGAGUAUAUCAUGCCCACUCUGCGUCCGUUACCUCUAUAUCGAUCUCCCCAUAUCCUCCGCCGCUGCCGUCAGCCCAGGCGCCGGCCCCCGUUCCGCCUACGAACCUAUCCAGCCAGCCAAGAUCUCAAGACGCUUCGCCUGCCGCGGCCUCGAAGCGAUCUCGAGAGCCUGUGCAGAUACCGAAGACUCCAUCCAACGACAUACAUAUAGCAACCUCCUCCAUGGAUGGAAAUGUCUGCGUACAAUCUUUGAUCGAUAUGAAAGAUGUUCAACUACGAAGCUUCGGUCGACCCGUUCAGAGCGUAGCCUUGUCACCAGAGUUCAAAUCAGAUCGUUCUUAUAUAUCUGGUGGUCUGGCUGGCCAGCUCAUCCUCACCUCAGGGGGUGGCCCAGGGCGCAGCACUUCGACGACGAUUGGAACAGCGGCCGCAACUGCAUCCGGCUGGCUCGGAAGCAUGGGUCUGGGGUCCAACACGGGCAAAGACACAGUGCUGCACUCCGGAGAAGGCACGAUAAAUACCGUGAAAUGGUCUCUGUCAGGAAAGUACGUCGCCUGGCUCAAUGAGCAAGGUAUCAAAAUCAUGCGCUCCAAAUCGCAGCAUGAAAAUGCAGACAGUGACGACGCUUGGAAACGUGUCGGGCACAUAGAUAGGCCACAAACGGAGGAAUGGGAUACUAUGGCUAGUGUGUGGAAAGGGCGUGCGGAAUGGAUCGAUGAAAAGGCAAUCGAAAGUGACGAAGCCGUCGAUUCCAAGCAAGGCAGUGUGUCUGCAUCGGCAGCUGCGAGUAGACUCAAAGGUCAAUCUCACAUCAGUCCACAAAAGCCUGCGAUGGAGCGUCUACUUGUUGGCUGGGGGGCCAUGAUAUGGAUUAUUCAUGUUCACCCCGACGGCUCACCUGCCAAGAACAGUGGAAACAAGGCAGUUGGCCGCGCUGAAAUCGCCAAAAUUCUGCGCAUUGACUGUAUUAUUUCGGGAAUAUCUCUUUACACAUCGAAUCUCCUUCUUGUUCUCGCAUUCUCCCCGCCGGAGGAUGGCGAGGAUGAGCAAAGCAGCGGCGCUCAGCGCCAUCGCCAUCAAGGUUCCACAGGUUCUGCCAAGAGUGAGCCUUCAGGUGGCGUUAGGAAGCGUCAAAAUAACUUGCCACCGGAGCUCCGCCUCAUCGAUCUGGUAUCGCAAGCCGAGGUUGAUAAAGAGGAGCUUGUGGUGAGUCGCUAUGAGCGUCUCUUCUCUGCUGAUUAUCACCUCGGCGUCUUGCCCGCUCGCAGCGCAGCGAGCGCGGUAGCAUCCAAGGGAGCAUUGGAGACUAUUGCUGGACUUGGGAGUGAGAUGUGGAAUGCCGCUAUUAACCCGAGAGCUCUUUUCAGCUCAGGGGCCAGUAUUCGAAGCAAAGACAGCGGAGACGAUUUUGCCCCCGGCUCUAGAACAGCCAGUACCAGUGGUACAAUCCGAGGUCAAGCUAGGUCAGGGCCGCUCCCCGUGCAUCCCAGCUUGAGCAAACCUGGCGCCAAAAUCUUUGUGCACAGCCCUUAUGACUGCAUACUGGCAACUAAGAGAGACCUGGGUGACCACCUGGCCUGGUUGUUGGAGCAUGAGUAUUACAGCAGAGCAUGGGAACUUCUGGAUGAAAAUCCAGACAUACUAGCAGACAAAUCAAGCGAUUACGUGCCAGCAUCUGCUGCUCCAGGCAUUGCUGACUUGUUCGAAGACGAAUCCGUUGCGGACUCCAUCAGCAGAGGCGCUCAAAGUGCAGUGGAAAGGGAAAAGCAACGGAUAGGCGAGCUGUGGAUCAAAGAGCUGAUCGAUGACGGACAGUGGGCUGUGGCAGCGGAAGUCUGUGGCAGGGUCUUGCAUUCCCCUGAUCGCUGGGAGAAAUGGGUGUGGACCUUUGCCGGGGCAAAGAAGUUUGACGAGAUUACAGACUAUAUCCCUUCUGCUCCGAUGCACCCACCGAUACCAACAACGGUGUACGAAGUUGUCCUUGGCCAUUAUAUUCACAACGACAAGCCUCGAUUCCGAGAUCUACUCGACUUGUGGUCUCCGGAGCUGUUUGACAUCAAGACAGUCACGACCGCACUCGAGAACCAACUCAAGUUCCGAGAUGUACGCGAGGACAGCAUCGACGGUGGCGAAAAAGGUAGAGAUUGGCGCAUUGUCAAUCGAGGUCUUGCCAGGCUGUAUGAAGCUGGAGGGCGCCAGCGCGAGGCUCUCAAGUGCUACAUCAAGCUUCAAGACGCAGAUUCUGUGUUCCGUCUCAUCAGAGACAACCAUCUCGCCGAGGCGGUGGCUGACGAUAUUCCGGGCUUCAUCAGCCUACGCGUACCUGCUGGCGGUGCCGACCGAAUGACGAAAAAGGACCUGGCCAAUGCGACCUCGGAUGCGAUUACGCUGCUCGUUGACGAGGCGCAGCAUGGAUUAGUUGGUCCCAGGCAAGUUGUAGGGCAACUUCGAGCAAAGGAGCAACCUCUAUACUUGUUUUUCUAUCUCCGUGGUCUAUGGCACGGAGACGGUGUAAAGGAGCAUGCGGGGGAGAAUCGCGACCACUUGGUCCUGGAAAGUCGAGCGUUGGUGGACGACUUUGCCGAUCUUGUUGUCACGCUUUUCGCCAACUUUGAAAGAAACCUCUUGAUGGACUUUUUGAAAACCUCAACAGCGUACACAUUUGACAAGGCCGUCGAAGAGUGCGAGUCGCAUAAAUACUAUGACGAGCUCGUCUACCUGUAUUCGAAGACUGGUCAGAUGAAGCGCGCGCUCUACCUCAUCAUCGACCGGCUGCGCAACGUCGAAAAGGCGAUUGAAUUCGUCAAGGAGCAAGACGACCCGGACCUGUGGAGCGACCUGCUCGACUACAGCAUGGACAAGCCGCGCUUCAUCCGCGCCCUCCUCGAGCAGGUCGGCACCGCCAUCAACCCCAUCACGCUCGUGCGUCGCAUCCCCGAGGGCCUCGAGAUCGAGGGGCUGCGCGACGGCCUCACGCACAUGAUGAAGGAGCACGAGCUCCAGCACAGCAUCAGCUCGGGCGCCGCGACCGUCAUGCGCAGCGAGGUCGGGCUCAAGCAGAGGGAGCUGCGCGUAGGGCAGCGCCGUGGUGUCAAAUUUGAGCCGCCGCCGCCGCCGCCCGCAACGCCCAGGGCGCGCGAUGGCCAGGACAAGUCGACAGAGGCUGGCAAGGAGGACAAGCCACGAAGCAGGACAACGCCUAAACCUGGCCAUUGCGUGGGCUGCGGCGAGGCAUUCACAGAGUACGAGAUGGAGACCUUGGUGGGCUACGCGUGCGGCCACGUCUACCACGUGAGCCACCUGAUGGAGAUGCUCCAUCGCGGUGCCAAGGUGGACAUUGACAUUGGCGGCGGCGAAAGCCAGGAGAGCAACCGCUACCUGGUGGGCAUGAAGGUCAUGAAGGCGAGGUUACUGCGCGACAAGCUGCGUGGAGGCUGUCCAGUUUGUCCACCGGCCAAGUGA